CCCGUCCUGUACUCUAGACACUAGCUAGACCUCGUGUUCGGCGUCGUCACUCCCCCCUCCUCUCUUCCUUUGUACUUUUUUCCUCUCCGCCAUUCCGUCCUAGCCUUCUCUCCCCCACCAACACCUUCUACAAGAUGGCUACCCCAACAUCGCCCACCCCCACCAGUGGCGCUGUCCCCGCUAUCCCGGCCCACCUCCAGGUCCCCUCGCGUCCCCAGUCCGAGAACCGCCUCAAGGAGAAGGUCGGCUACGUCCAGUCGCCUUUCCCCCUCAAGGCUUCUCAGCAGGCCCAGGUCGCCCAGAUCCUCUCCCAGUCGGGCUUCAUCCCUCCUGAUUUCGUCCAGGGAGAGGUCGACUGGUUCUACAACUCGCUCGGCAUUGACAACGCCUACUUCAUCGCCGAGAGCCCCCAGGUUAUCUCGGACCACAUCCUCGCCCUCUACUCGGCCAAGGUCCUUGCCUACACCAAGCACGACCCCGCCAAGCUCGUGAUCGACCUCGAGAAGAUCACCACCGAGGCCGACCUCAAGGAGGGCGGCAAGGAGGGUGCCGUCUUCAUCCACUCCUCCGCCGCCGGUAUCUCGGCCAGGGAUGGCCCCGGUGCCACCGUCGAGAAGCGCAUCGACGAGCUCUACCUUGACAAGUCGACCAGCGACAAGUCGUACCGCCUCGAGACUUACCGCUCGACCGGCUCGGUCUCGCAGGACUCGUCGCAGCAGCUCCGUUGCUACUUCGUCUCCCCCUGCAACUUCCCCAAGACUCCCGAAGUCAAGGACGCCGAGGGUCGUACCGACAUCAAGUCGGUCUCGGACUCUGCUUUCCUCGAGAAGGCUACUCCCAACACUGUUGAGAUCUACCAGAGCGUCCUCAACGAGGUUGAGCGCCGCAACGGCCCCGUCAUCGAGCUCUUCGAGAUCGAGGACUCGCCCACUCGCGAGCACCGCAUUGUCAUUGGCUACAAGCAGGGCGGCACCCACCAGUACUUUGCCGCUCUCUCGGACCUCUACCACUUCUACGGCCUCUACUCGGCCCGCAAGUACGUCGAGCAGUUCGCCAACGGCAUCACCAUCAUCUCGCUCUACCUGAACCCCGUUCCCAACUCGCGUGCUCCUCCUAUCGAGCACUCGAUCCACCAGGUCGUCCGUGAGGCCUCGCUCCUCUACUGCCUGCCCGACAACCCAUUCUUUGCCGUUGCCGAGGAUGAGACCCCCCACGCUGUCCAGGAGGCCACCUACGCCUACGUUGGAUGGAUCUUCACCCAGCACUUCUGCAACCGUCUUGGUCCCUCGUACCUUGCCCUCAAGAACGUUCUUGACGACAACAACCCCGACCACGAGGCGGUCCUUGCCCGUAUCAAGACGCGUUUCCGUGAGGAGACCUUCACGCCCACCAACAUCCGCGAGACCAUCCAGGCCCACCCCGAGCUCAUCCGCCAGCUCUACAUCAACUUUGCAAUGACCCACUACCCCGCCGCCGACGAGGCCUCGCAGCUUACGCCUACGCUCUCGUUCCAGCGUAUCAAGACUGAGCAGCCCCUCUCGGACGCCGACCUCCUCACUCAGAUCCGCAAGAAGGCGUCCAACCAGCACGCUGCCCAGAUCCUUGAGGCUUUCCUCGUCUUCAACAAGCACGUUCUCAAGAGCAACUUUUACCAGCCCACCAAGGUUGCCCUCUCGUUCCGCCUUGACCCCGGAUUCCUCCCAGAGAUCGAGUACCCCAAGCAGCCUUUCGGCAUCUUCCUCGUUGUCGGCUCCGACUUCCGCGGCUUCCACGUCCGCUUCCGUGACGUUGCCCGUGGUGGUAUCCGUCUCGUCCGCUCGCGCGGAAAGGAAAACUACAACGCCAACGUUCGUACUCUCUUUGACGAAAACUACGCUCUCGCCGCCACCCAGACCCUCAAGAACAAGGACAUCCCCGAGGGCGGCUCCAAGGGCACCAUCCUGCCUUCGCUUGGCGCCAACCCCCACCAGUGCUUUGAAAAGUACAUUGACUCGGUCAUUGACCUUCUCAUCCCUGGUCAGUCGCCCGGCAUCAAGGGCCCCAUUGUCGACAUCUCGGGCCGCCAGAGCCCCGAGAUCCUCUUCCUCGGCCCCGACGAGGGUACCGCUGAGAUGAUGGACUGGGCUGCUCUCCACGCCAAGUCGCGUGGCGCCCCCUGGUGGAAGUCGUUCACCACCGGCAAGUCGGCUGAGAAGCUCGGUGGUAUCCCCCACGACGUAUACGGCAUGACCUCGCUCUCGGUCCGUCAGUACAUCCUCGGUGUUUACAAGGCCCACGGCCUCAACGAGAAGGAGGUCACCAAGCUCCAGACUGGUGGCCCCGACGGUGACCUCGGCUCCAACGAGAUCCUCCUUUCCAACGACAAGACUGUCGGUAUCAUUGACGGCUCGGGUGUCCUCUACGACCCCCAGGGUCUCAACCGUGCCGAGCUCGUCCGUCUUGCCCGUGCCCGCAAGAUGAUCAUCGAGUUUGACGACUCCAAGCUCGGCCCCGAGGGCUACAAGGUCCUUGUUGACCAGCAGGACUACAAGCUCCCCUCGGGCGAGGUCAUUCCCGACACGACCGACUUCCGCAACAACUUCCACUUCCGUGUCAAGUGCGACAUCUUCGUCCCCUGCGGUGGUCGUCCCGAGGCCGUCAACAUUGGCAACGUCUCCAGACUCAUCGACUCUGACGGCAAGCCCCACUUCAAGUACGUUGUCGAGGGUGCCAACCUCUUCUUCUCGCAGCAGGCCCGUCUCUUCCUCGAGAAGAAGGGCGUGGUGCAGUACAAGGACUCGUCGACCAACAAGGGUGGUGUCACCUCGUCUUCGCUCGAGGUGCUCGCCGGUCUGUCGCUCUCCGACUCCGAGUACACCGACCUCAUGAUCUUCAAGGACGGCAAGCCUUCGCCGUUCUACCAGUCGUACGUCAAGGACAUUCAGCAAAAGAUCUGCGAGAACGCCGCCGCCGAGUACAACUGCAUCAACAAGCAGUGGCACAAGCUCAAGGGCGCCAAGCCCCGUACUCUCAUCUCGGACCAGCUCUCGUCGACCCUCAACAAGCUGCAGGACGACCUCGAGUUCUCCGACCUCUACGACAAUGUCAAGUCGCGCAACAACGUCCUGGCUCACGCCUUCCCCAAGACCCUCCAGGACAAGAUUGGCCUUGACAAGCUUGUUGAGCGCCUUCCCGAGGUCUACCUCCGUGCCGUCUGGUCGGCCUGGGUUUCGUCCAACUACAUCUACCAGAACUCGCUCGAGGCGACCAACGUGGACUUCUUCCACUUCUUCUCCAAGCUCGCCGUGUAAUAACAGAUAGUCGAAAGGAUCAGCAGCAGUAGCAUCAUAGCAUGCAUGGACUCUAAUAAUUCUGUCACAAA
Messenger RNA from Vanrija pseudolonga, 3361 nucleotides. RefSeq names its product NAD-specific glutamate dehydrogenase (gene gdh-1). Gene Ontology annotation, molecular function: L-glutamate dehydrogenase (NAD+) activity. Lineage: Eukaryota; Fungi; Basidiomycota; Tremellomycetes; Trichosporonales; Trichosporonaceae. The record is from RefSeq and is a predicted model, not a curated record. Bases 135 to 3290 code for a protein of 1051 amino acids. Gene Ontology annotation, cellular component: mitochondrion. The transcript is spliced from 6 exons.